Messenger RNA from Truncatella angustata, 963 nucleotides. RefSeq lists its product as uncharacterized. The record is from RefSeq and is a predicted model, not a curated record. The transcript is spliced from 4 exons. NCBI's taxonomy places the organism in Eukaryota, Fungi, Ascomycota, Sordariomycetes, Amphisphaeriales, Sporocadaceae. Bases 1 to 963 code for a protein of 320 amino acids.
AUGGCGUUCAAAAUCUUCAACGACCCCAUCGAGGGUGCACUUUUCGUGCUAAUCCUCGUCUGCACGCCUAUCGUCGUUUUGGUCACAACGCUGCGUGUCGUCACUUCCUUGAAGAAUCAUAGGACCCUUAGCACAGAAGACUACUUGGCCGUGCUCGCGUCGCUGAUAAACCUGGCGUACAACGCCUUGGAGAUGUGGACAAUAACGGUUAUGAACGGCGUGCCAGUCUUGUCCAUCACAAAGUUGCCGUAUCCAACUCUUGUGAAGAUCCUGAAGGUGGGUUACUUCAUAGACUUCAUGUUCCCGUUGAACCAGACCUUCAGCAAAUUGAGCUUGCUCUUGCUCUAUUAUCGCAUCUUCUCCAUAAAUAAGACUUUCUCAACUAUGGUAUUUGUUGUUGCCGCUAUCCAAACAUGUUGGGGGAUUUCAAUGUUCUUCGCUCGAGUAUUUGCCUGCACGCCAAUCUAUCACUUUUGGGAUCGCCUGGCACCCGGUACUUGCAUCAGUGGCAACGGCCUCCUUGUUGGACCAGAAAUUGUCAACUCGCUUCUCGACUUUGUCAUGGUUGGCAUGGCCAUUUGGAUAGUCCAGAAGCUCAACAUGUCAACCAAAUACAAGCGGAAACUGAGCAUCUUAUUUGCCCUCGGUUGCAUAACAGGCAUCAUCGGCUUUGUCAAGAUUGGCGUCGCUUACGAUUCGAUAGGCAACAACGGCAUUGACGCCGUUUGGGAUGUCCUCCAGAUGUGCGCCAGUAACAUUUGUUGCUGUAUCCCUAUAUACAAGGUGCUCCUCCCUAAGACGAACGUUCUCAAGUCUUUGGGAUCGAAGCUCUUUAGCAAGAGCAGCUGGAAAUCGUCGACUAGCAGCAAUAUGGGCAAUAGCAGCCACGUUCAACAGCAGUGGGUGCACCUGGAUGAAUCCAGCAUGCAUGAGCUUGCCGGUGUGCGAGGUUCAAACUUCUAG